Molecule: messenger RNA, 2544 nt
Organism: Cordyceps militaris CM01
Lineage: Eukaryota; Fungi; Ascomycota; Sordariomycetes; Hypocreales; Cordycipitaceae
Product: AP-1 complex subunit gamma-1
Exons: 4
Coding region: 1-2544 (847 amino acids)
Biological process (GO): receptor-mediated endocytosis; intracellular protein transport; Golgi to vacuole transport
Cellular component (GO): Golgi apparatus; membrane coat; AP-1 adaptor complex
Molecular function (GO): clathrin-cargo adaptor activity
Source: RefSeq, a predicted model, not a curated record
AUGAGCUCCCUUAAGCAAUUUAUUCGGAAUGUGCGUGCUGCAAAGACCAUUGCCGACGAACGAGCCGUUAUCCAGAAAGAAAGCGCCGCCAUUCGAGCAAGCUUUCGCGAAGAAAGCGCUGACCAUGGAAUUCGACGAAACAACGUUGCGAAACUGCUCUAUCUCUUCACGCUUGGCGAGCGAACACACUUCGGUCAGAUUGAAUGCAUCAAAUUGCUUGCAUCACCCCGCUUCGCCGAUAAGCGACUCGGACAUCUUGCGACUAGCUUACUGCUGGAUGAGAAUCAAGAGGUCUUGACCCUGGUUACCAAUUCUUUGAAGAACGAUCUUGGCCAUUCGAAUCAAUACAUCGUCGGUCUGGCGUUGUGCACGCUCGGGAAUAUUGCAUCUGUCGAAAUGUCAAGAGACUUGUUCCCCGAAAUCGAGAACUUACUAUCAACUUCGAACCCAUACAUCCGUCGCAAGGCUGCACUUUGUGCCAUGAGAAUAUGUCGAAAGGUUCCAGACCUACAAGAACACUUCUUGGAGAAGGCCACCCAGCUGCUCUCCGACAGAAACCAUGGCGUUCUUCUCUGUGGCUUGACAUUGGUAACUAGCCUUUGCGAAGCAGAUGAAGAAGAAGGCGGCGAAGAAGGCAUCGUUGAGAAAUUUCGCUCGUUCGUUCCUGGACUAGUCAAGAUCCUGAAGAGCCUGUCCACUUCAGGUUAUGCGCCGGAGCAUGAUGUCACAGGUAUUACAGACCCCUUCCUACAAGUAAAAAUUCUUCGCCUCCUGAGAAUACUCGCCAUGGUUGAUCCUGAAACCAGCGAACAUAUCAAUGAUAUUCUUGCGCAAGUGGCUACCAAUACGGACUCCUCCAAGAACGUCGGAAACUCCAUUCUUUAUGAAGCAGUGCGGACUAUUCUAGAUAUCGAUGCAGACUCAGGAUUGCGCGUUCUAGGCGUCAAUAUUCUAGGAAAAUUCUUGACAAACCGCGACAACAAUAUUCGUUACGUUGCUCUCAACACCUUGAUCAGGGUUGUCGCAAUCGAACCAAAUGCUGUUCAGAGACACAGAAACACGAUAUUGGAAUGCUUGAGAGAUCCGGAUAUCAGCAUCAGGCGGAGAGCAUUGGAGCUCAGUUUCACUCUCAUUAACGAGAGCAAUGUCCGUGUCCUGAUCCGCGAGCUCCUGGCUUUCUUAGAAGUCGCCGAUAACGAAUUCAAGCCCACCAUGACGAGCCAGAUUGGUAUCGCGGCAGACAAGUUUGCCCCAAACAAACGAUGGCACUUCGAUACCAUGCUGCGCGUUCUCUGCCUCGCUGGUAACUUUGUCAAAGAACAAAUUCUCUCUUCUUACGUCCGCCUUAUUGCAACGACCCCUGAACUGCAGACCUAUGCUGUGCAGAAAUUGUUCGUUAAUCUCAAGAAGGAUAUCACACAAGAGAGCCUGACGCAGGUUGGCGCAUGGUGCAUUGGAGAGUUUGCCGAUGCGCUACUCAAGGGUGGCCAGUACGAAGAGGAGGAGCUUGUCCAAGCAGUGAAGGAGAGCGAGGUAGUUGACCUCUUUGCCCUCAUCCUCAACAGCAGUUACGCCAAUCAAGUUUCUACGGAAUACAUUGUCACAGCACUCAUGAAGCUCACUACGCGUUUCUCGGAUCCAUCUUCGGUUGAGAGAGUGAGACGCAUUCUUCAGAACCAUCAAACGAGCUUGGAUGUUGAAGUACAGCAGCGGGCUGUCGAGUACAUCAAUCUGUUUGGCUUUGAACAAAUCCGCCGUGGCGUGCUAGAAAAGAUGCCGCCGCCGCAAAUCAAAGAAGAGUCGCGUGUCCUCGGUCCCGCCCCGACCAAGAAAGCCAAGGCUGCUGCUAACCGCAGAUCGAAAAUUGUCAAACCAACAGAGCAAGAUCUCCUUGAUAUCAUGGAUACCCCUUCUACAACAAUGGCCCCGUCCAAUGACCGGCAAGGCUCAAACUCCGAUCUGCUGGCAGACAUUCUUGGCAGCGGCCUCACUUCCGAUACAACCCGCGCUCAGGACCCAAACACUUCGUCCAUCAUGGAUUUAUUCGGCAGCGGAAUCGGGUCUUCAACACCAUCUGCGAUGCCAUCCUCUUCAGGAUUGGAUACGCUGUCUCUGUCAACUGUCUCCACUUCCCAGCAAGGGCCGUCAGGUAGCCAUGGCAUUGCCUGUUAUAACGCAAAUGACCUCAAUGUCACAUUCCAAGUUCAACGUAACGCAGAGGGCAUGAUCCAGGCGACUGCCAAGUUCCAGAAUACAUCUAGCUCCGCAGCCUUGUCGAAUGUUGGCCUCCAAGCUGCUGUGCCCAAAUCCCAGAAGCUUCAGCUUCUCAAUGUGUCUUCCACAACUCUAUCACCCGGCGCUGAGGCUACACAAAUGAUGCGUGUUUCAGGGUGCAAAGGAGUAAGCAUACAUUUCCUUCAAAAGUAUAUCAAGUACCAAUUUACUAACGAGGUCGUUCAGCCCCUUCGCCUUCGUCUUCGAAUCGGCUUUACACACCCAAAUGCAGGUCAAGUGAUGGAGCAGGUCAAUUGGACAGAAUCUUGA